Molecule: messenger RNA, 189 nt
Organism: Cooperia oncophora
Lineage: Eukaryota; Metazoa; Nematoda; Chromadorea; Rhabditida; Trichostrongylidae
Source: the annotation of a GenBank genome assembly
AUGCCUCACAUCCCCGCCCGACUGGCCCCGAAACUAAUGGCACGGUUGAGCUCUCGAAACGACGAUAAAGUGGAUUUUGGAGAUUUUGUGAGCUAUGUUGUUGAGCAGGAAAAAAAAUUAGAAGCCAUUUUCCAAGAUCUGGAUAAGAACAACGAUGGUAUGUUAUUUUUAGGCUUUUUUCUUUUAUAG